CUUCCCACCCCUCCCCUCGCGCCGCGCUCAACCUCGCGGUGUUGCGCGAUGUUUCGUUACCCGAGUUCCGUAUCCCGCAGUAUUGAUGAAUUUCCAUUUUAGGAAAUCCCCCCGUUUCACCUUAGUAUGAUCACGAAACAGCCGGGGCCGGGUUUCACGCGAACGCUCAGCCGUGGUGUCAAGGCGUUCCUUAUAUUCGAGACCGCGCUGUUCCUCGGCUCGUACGGACUCUGGCGUUGCCUCAACACGUCGCAAGGUGAAUCGCUAUACGCUUGGCCCAAAUUUCAGGUAUUACAUGCGCCAACGUUUUCCAAUUAUAUUGGAGGGCUACUACCUUAUCGGGGAAAAGCUGUCUGGCAACGAUAAUCUGAGGACGUUCGAUUACAAGACCUGGAUGGGAGAGCGCGAUGAGCAUUAAAUCUUCAUGGCGUUGAAGUACUACGUGUCGUCGAUAGUUCUCGGCGGUGGAUUGGGAUACGCUCUGUUUAAAGUCGCCGCGACCAACGAAUCGGAUCUUGUCAAGCAUCUCCCGCCGUAUUCGUCAGAGAAGCACAGUCUUUUUAGACCAUCGUACGGGGAGUCUGCGAAAUUUAUGAACCAAGAAAGGCCGAACGUUAGUUUCAAGAAGUUCGAGACUCAGAGCAGCGUAAACGAUCCUAAGAAAUAGCACUCGUGCACGUAAAAUGGACCCCGCGGAGCUUAUAGAGGAAAGCUUGUCGGAUCGUCUUACGAAGAGGGAUCGGGAGCGAAAGAAUGUCAUCGAGAGGCGGAAGGAGGAACGGCAGUCGCUCGCCGUGGAAUCCGAGCAGAGCGGUUACUUCAAAGACACGUUUUACUCCACCUGCAAGAAGAUCAAGGAUAUGCUGGACGACGCGCCCAGCAGCCCGUCCUCGGCGCUGCCGGGGAUCUUCGAGAAAUCCAACAAGGAGAUCCAGCUGCUUAAGAACUAUUUAUCGCAGUCUAAAAUGUUUCUAAAAGUUUACGAUAUAAGACGCGCGCAGGAGAACCUGCAGUCGUUGGAGAACCAGGCUUCCGAGUUGGAGUUGAAGCUCCUGCCUAAGAAGAAGUUCGGCUUUAAAAAUCGUCGAAUCGUGAAGAAGCCCACCGACAAGGGGCACGACAUCACGGACGGCUUGAAGGACCUCAAGAUAUCCGAGAGCAUUGUGAACGGCUCGGCCAAGCAGAAGAAUAAAUUGUCGAGCAAGUACGGGGACAGCGCCUGCAUGCUGUUGGGCAAGGUGAACGAGCGAAUGGUACUGGACGCCGAGAAUGUAAAUAAGAACGACAUCCUACUUUCCGACUUGGUUCGCUGUACCAUACGGAUAUACGGCACGCCGAGCACCCUGCACAUGGUGAACCUGAAGCAGUGCACCGUACUGGUCGGACCGGUGACGUCCUCCGUUUUCGCGCACGACUGCAGUGACUGUGUAUUCGCAUUCGCGUGCCAACAGCUGCGAUUGCACUCGUCGACGGACUGUACCAUUUAUUUGCACGUCACGAGUAGGGCGAUCAUAGAGGAUUGUACGAAGAUACGCGUAGCACCUUACAACUGGUCUUACGAAGAUCAGACGAGUCACUUUAAUCUAGCCGGCCUCGAUCCAAAGAUUAACAAUUGGAACUGCAUCGACGACUUCAAUUGGCUGUCCAGUGAGAAACAUUCGCCGAACUGGUCGAUUCUCGAACCGGAGCUUCGUGUGAAAGCGUGGGAUUGAAAGCGAAUACUUGUAAAAUAAAGAGGACGAGAGCAAUUAAAACUAAUUCGUUGUAGCGAAAAUGAUUUUGCGAAACCUAAUUUCUCUCUCUCCGAAUGUCAAUUUAUUUACGUAAAUAAAAUCGUCUACAUAUAUACCGUGCUUUUACACAAGAUGCGAGUUAUAUAUAUGUAAGUUUUAUAUGCUUACGAUAUAUCUAAUAAAUUUACUGUUUGUGCAAUA
Temnothorax curvispinosus is the source of this 1934-nucleotide messenger RNA. It is a transcript of the gene TBCC, whose product is annotated as tubulin-specific chaperone C. The coding region runs from base 684 to 1712 and encodes 342 amino acids. The record is from RefSeq and is a predicted model, not a curated record. Gene Ontology annotation, cellular component: cytoplasm. Gene Ontology annotation, molecular function: tubulin binding. NCBI's taxonomy places the organism in Eukaryota, Metazoa, Arthropoda, Insecta, Hymenoptera, Formicidae. Gene Ontology annotation, biological process: tubulin complex assembly; post-chaperonin tubulin folding pathway. The transcript has 3 exons.